AUGGCAAUUGCCUGGGUCCUCACGAGACGCACUGCCCCUUUGAGGAUCUCACGACGUUGCGUCUUCUCCAAGUCCCUAUCUACCAAUCCAGACAAGAGUCCGAUCGACCAGCCCCUCCAUAUUUGCCCCCUUGAUGCGGAACCACUUCAUUGCUACCGCCAAGGCGGCUACCACCCAGUCUCCUUGGGGGAAUACCUGAGAUUUGGCAGAUACAAGGUGUUACAUAAACUAGGAUGA
Molecule: messenger RNA, 237 nt
Organism: Penicillium expansum
Lineage: Eukaryota; Fungi; Ascomycota; Eurotiomycetes; Eurotiales; Aspergillaceae
Exons: 1
Coding region: 1-237 (78 amino acids)
Source: RefSeq, a predicted model, not a curated record